GAAGUUAGGGUUGUUAUAAGAAAAAGUUAAUGUUAAUGUUUUUUGUUUUUGAUCGCUAGGAGACGGUGAGGAGUUUGUUUAAACAGUUAUAAGAAUAAACUCAGAGUUCUCCAGAUAUUCAAAAGAGUCGUACAUAUGUUCUAAUUUAUUACGGCUACAAUUGGUGACCCCGACGUGCUCAAAGGAGAGAUUCUGUGUAAAAUUCAAAUUUAAAAAAAAGUAAAAUGUUUCAUUCACCUACUAGAGUAGAGGCGACAGAGAAGAAUUUCGAUAAUUUGGAAAGUUCAAGCAAGGAAGAGUGUAAUAUUGAAAACCGAUCUAAUGUGAUAGCGGCCGUGAGUGAUACCAAAUUGCCGCCCUUUUGGAAAGGACAACCAGAUUUAUGGUUUCUGCAAGCCGAAGCAAAAUUUAGAGCAAAAGGGAUCAGAAGUGAUCAGACAAAAUUUGACACUGUAAUCAGUAAUUUAGAUUCGGAGACGUUGCAGUGUAUUUCUGAUAUUGUUCGAAUUCCGCCGGAAUCAGAUAAGUAUGAAUUCUUAAAAGAGAAUUUGAUUAAGAGACUUUCGGAUUCUAGAGAAAAGCAACUUCAGAGGUUAUUGAACGAGCUGAGUUUGGCGGAUAAGAAACUUUCUCAUUUAUUACGAGAGAUGAGAGAGCAUGCAGCAGGUGUUGUGGGAGAUGAAUUUUUGCGUUCCUUGUGGUUAAGUAGAUUACCUGGAUAUGUGAGAGGAAUCCUUUCGGUAUCUGCGAAAUCCGAUUUGAAUACGUUGGCAGAGAUAGCUGAUAAUAUAUUGGAGAAUACAGCGAAUGGCUGUGUAAUGGCGGUUGGCACAAAACAUGGGGUGAAUGACGGUUUGGAGAAGAAAGUAGAGGAUCUCGAGAAAAAUUUUAUGGCGUUUGUACGAGAAGUUAAGGCGACAUUAGAGGAGAUUCGGUCAGGAAUGAAAUAUAAUUAUCGGUCAAGAUCUCGUUCUAACACGCCCAUGCGAUCACAAAUUUGUUUCUACCAUAAGAAAUUUGGAGGAAAAGCCUAUCGAUGCAUCGCACCGUGUGCCUUUGUUACUAACAGGCAGGAAAACUGA
Messenger RNA from Colletes gigas, 1082 nucleotides. RefSeq lists its product as uncharacterized. The record is from RefSeq and is a predicted model, not a curated record. Bases 225 to 1082 code for a protein of 285 amino acids. Lineage: Eukaryota; Metazoa; Arthropoda; Insecta; Hymenoptera; Colletidae. The transcript has a single exon.